Molecule: messenger RNA, 1482 nt
Organism: Drosophila nasuta
Lineage: Eukaryota; Metazoa; Arthropoda; Insecta; Diptera; Drosophilidae
Product: putative G-protein coupled receptor Mth-like 11
Exons: 7
Coding region: 21-1016 (331 amino acids)
Biological process (GO): G protein-coupled receptor signaling pathway
Cellular component (GO): plasma membrane
Molecular function (GO): G protein-coupled peptide receptor activity
Source: RefSeq, a predicted model, not a curated record
UAAGCGCACGGUUAAAUAUUAUGUUUAUAAUAAGAAGAUAUAGUGCCUUUUUGUUUAUACUGAGUAUUAUCCUGGCUGCAGAAGCAGAGGAUAAUCAGAAAUGUGAAUAUUUUGAUUCUGUCGAUCUCGAGGAUAGUCAGAAAUAUGACAAUGGAUCCUAUUUGUACAGGGGUAUUUUAAUUCCAAGCGAAAAAGUUCAUCAAUACACAUAUCGUGAAACAGUUUUCCAGCAUAAUAAGACAGUCGAACCCUAUAUGAGAGGUUGUCUCUGUCAGAUCAAAUCGUGCGUGCUGCUGUGUUGUGAACCAGAAAAGUCAAUGAGAAAUUUUGUUGUCAAUAUGACUCUUGACAAUGGUACGGAGACGCAAGUAAACGUGAUAAAUGAAUUCGAAGUGCAAGUUAAAUACGAAAUGUCGUGCGAUUUAUUGGAGAAUCCAAAUUAUGAUGAACAGGCCCAACCCAACUGGAAACUUUUUCAAGAUGGAAAACUUAAAAAUCUGUCUGAUGAUAAUGUACUAGAAAAGAAUGAGUAUUGUCUCAUACCACAUAAAGUUUCAGAAGAAAAGUAUUAUCUAGUACCUACAACCAUUAAGCCGGAUAGCGAAAUUCAUAUCGAAAUUAACGAAACAAAUAUUAUAAGAGUAAUAACGGUUUUUUGCAUAGCUAUAAUCAUUGCUGCGUAUUGUUAUUCGCCCAAGUUAAAUGCAGGAUGUAACCGAUGUUAUAUAUAUUACUUUGUUUGCCUCGCUAAUAGCUAUAUACUGCUGUGGGUAGACUUGGAAGUAAGGGUCGAGGCCGUUAAGAAUGACUGCUAUUUGUUAGGAUAUUCUGGAUAUUUUACCAUCAUGUCGACAUUCCUUUGGCUUCUGGUAAUUAAUUUUAAUUUGUGGAAUACAAUUACUCGAUAUAAGGUAAGUGUUCACAUGCUGAGAUACCAUAUUUUCGUGUGGGGGGACUGCUGCGAUUUUGACCGCGAUCACAGCAUAUAUGGAUAUGCAAGAGAUGUCCGACUCUGACAGGGAUAUAUGGCAGCCUGGUGUGACUCGUUACGGAUGCUGGAUCGAUAUAAAAAAUUGGUCAGCUAUGAUUUACUUGUAUGGUCCUAUAUUGCUUUCAAUCCUUAUCAACUCAAUACUCGCCAUUGUAACCGCAAGGCAUUUGUAUGUGCACCAUAUGAAAACCAAUCAAGUCUGGAACAAUUCGGAGAGUAAAAAGAAUUUAAAGAAUAAAUCUGAUUUCAUCUACUUUUUCCGGAUAUUUCUCAUAUCAGGAGUUUUUUUGGAUAUUGGAAAUAUUUGCAUAUUUAUUGAACAUAGAAUUGUUUACCUUAAUUAUAGCUGGACAAGGAUUAAUACUGCCUUUCGUUACUAUCUGUAACAAAAAUGUUAUUCGUGACUUAAAUCAAAGAUUGAACCCAAAGAGAAAGAAAGAUUACGAACCUGUGACAAGCGUGGAAACAUCAACUACAUAACUAUAUCUACA